AUGUGCACGUGCAGUGUCAAAAUUGCGGCCAUCAAGUGCCGGACACCUUUCCAGCGGAUGAGGACCCAAACCUUUCCGAAGAGGAGCCCACAGACAGCGAGAAGCCCUUGGUCCGUGCAGGGUGGUUUCGCGGGCCGAAGGGGCCCGUUGUCUUUGUUUACAGAUGCCCCUCCUGCGGUUGCACCUCACGAUGGUUCCGCUCUGUUCAUCCGGAGAUCACCCUGA
Messenger RNA from Durusdinium trenchii, 225 nucleotides. The record is from the annotation of a GenBank genome assembly. NCBI's taxonomy places the organism in Eukaryota, Dinophyceae, Suessiales, Symbiodiniaceae.